GAUGCCACGUGGGAGGCGGCGGAGCCGCCGCCGCCGCCGGGCCGGAGUCGCGGCCCCGCUGACGCUGGGGACGGCGCUCGCCGGUCGCCGCGAGGAGGGGAGGUCGCGGAGCCCCCGGGACCGCACCGGGAUCGCCGAGACCCGAUGGGUGCUCGGCGCGGUGGCGCCCGGCUCGCGGCUCGGCCUCCCGGGCCUAGAGGCGCUGGCGGCGGCGGCCGGGCCUAGAGGCGGCUCCCCGCCCUGGGCGGCGCCCUCGCUGCUGCAGGUGCCGGCGGCGGCCCAGCCGGCCCCGCGGCGGGAUGGCAGCGACCUUCCCGCCGGCGCGCCCGCCGCCCUGGCCGUGCUGCGCCUUCAGCCCGGCGCCGAGGGCUCGGCGCGGGCGGCGGCGGCCGGGGCCGCGCCGCGCCUGCGGACCGUCUACGUGAACCCGCGCUGGCUGGAGCGCCAGGCCGCGCUGGGGGCGGCGGCGGCGGCCGCCAGCCCCUGCGCCGAGGCGGCAGCGGCGAGCGGCGCGGCCGGGGCCCCGGCUCCGGUUCCGGCCCCGGCCCCGGCCCCGGCCCCGGCUCCGGCGGCGGCGGCGGGGCAGGGCGAGGCCGAGGCGGCGGCCACCCCCUACGUGGGGCUGCGGCGGCCGCUGGGCUACAAGCUGGCCAAGGCCACCAAGGAGCGGAUCUGGCGGGGGGAGUUCAUUGACCUCUUUUCCUUGCUCCACACAGAGCUGGCCCCCGAGCACGGCCCGCGCCCGGGGGACACGCUGGACCAGUGGGUCUCGGCCUUCCUGGUGUACGCCAGCGUGCUGUGCGAGAAGCACCCGGCGCGCUGCGGAGCCAUGUUCAAGUACCUGGACACCAUCCGCAAGCUGCACGCCACCUACGGGGGCACGUCCUGGAUGAACUACGAUGAGGACUUUCGGCGGCGGGCGGCCAAGAACCCUUCUCUGCCCUGGGGCGACGUCGACUUGGACCUGUGGAUGAAGUGGAUGGCGCCCCUCAAGUCGCUUGUCCCCAGGCGCCCGCGUGCUGAGAGCGAGACACAGGCCUCGCCGGCCCAGCCGCCACCGCCGGGCCAGAGCCCCAAGCAGGAGGAGAAAAGCCAGACUCCAUGAAAACAGAGGACCAGUUGGGAUGGAAGUCAGACUAAGUGGCUUCAGUCUCGAACCUUGUUCUCUGAAGCUCCUGCCAGAAAUGCUGGAACUGAGAAACAUGUGAAGAUGGCUGAGAUGUUUACUGCUGAGUGUAAGAAAAGUACAAUGCUACUCAGCUUUCCUAAGUCUGGGAAUUUUUUGUUAUAGCCUGGUUAAUAUCUUCCAGGGGUAGAGGACCAGAAAAGGUAAACCUACGUGUUGCUGUAGCUUGUGUUGCCUAGGAGAGUAUCACAGCAUGCCCUGUGUAUUGAAAGAUUUGGCUGUGGUAGGAGAUAAAAAUUACUUGACAGAUGUCUCCUGGUAAGAUGGCUUACUCUGUGGCUUAACCUGGCAAGCCACAGGAAAUAAAACAUGUCUUAAUUCGCUUUCAAAAUGCAGAAGUGACUUUCUUGAGAUGGGAUUGUUGCCUUGAGCAUGUGUGCCUUUUUGAUGUAGAAACUAGUGAUGCAAGUAUUGGGCCCUGUCAAGCAGGAACUGAAAGCUUUGAAAUGUUAGUUGUAGAUGCUGCAUCUGUGAGUUCGCUCUGCUUAAGACUACUGGCAGUUAAAUUAACUGAUGUAUUCCUAUUUUAAUGCCUGUGAAGUUGCACCACAGGUUUAUAGUGUCAUUAUUAAUUAUUUUAUGCACAGCAAUCAAAGGACCUAAUCUUCUGAUUUGUCAUCUUCCCUUCUGCCCCCAUCUUCCCCGUUCCCCCAUCCCAAUCUGCGGGAGAGAUACCACUGUGAAAAGGAGAGCAAUUUCAGGCAUCAUGGUGAAAGCUGGACUGACUUAGGAAACUUCAGAGAGCACCAUUUACCUGACGUUCUCCUCUCUGUUGCUGCACCCCUUGAAAAGAGACAAGGACUAGAGGCAAAGAGUCAGCAGCACCUGGGUGGGUCAGUGAGGAGGAGUGAGCCCUCUGAGAUAGGUAAGGAUAGAAAAGUUUUCAAUACUUAAUAACUUUCACCUAUGGUCUCCAUUCUAAGGAUUUGGUGAAGUAGGAAAUGCACCCACCCCACACACUAGUACUGACACAGAGCACCAGAAAAGGGGUGAAGUUUGGGGCUGGCUUUAGAUUCCCUGCUUUCCCUCCUUCUCUUUGCCAUGCUUGCUGCAGAGGCUUUGGCAGGAGGAAGGGGGUAAUUCAUCACCCCUGUUCCUUGUGACAGCUGGGCUUGUGGAGUUCCAAAUGGUGCUGGAACAGUUGGUGCUGCUGGGAGAGUUGGGUGAACUGUGGCUGAGGGCUGGUGGGAGCAGUACAGAAAAUCACAUUGUGCUGUGCCAAGGCUUCACAAUGACUGCCUGAACUUAUCAUGCUCUAGGAGCUCAUGGUGGAAGCAGAAAUUUAGUUGAUAUGUGGAAAGAUGAGUUUGGCAAAUUAAUAUAUCAGUAUUGGAAAUUGUAAAUACAGAGCCACAGGAGGCAGGAGAAAACAUAGUCAACAGUAAAUUAGGGGAAAUAAUCUAUUUGGAGGCCUCUUUCAAGCAGUAAGGAAAAAGCAGAGUCUGUAAGACUUUGUGUGUCAUGUUAAGGACAGUCAAUACUGAGACAUAAAUUGUAGAAAUGCAUAGAUUUUACAGAUCAAAUCAUUGAGGGUGGCAUAUAUUUGUUCCCUGUGUUGUUUCCUAUUGGAGUUUCUACUUUGUCCUGGAAUCUGGAAUUACUUCUUUCAUUUCUGGGAUUUUUGGGGGGGUUUGUUUGUUUGUUUUCUCUGUUGUUGUUGACUAGGAGUUCCCGGGGCAGUCAGUGGCAGUGCCCUGAGUAGAAGCUCUUUGGAGCUCUCCUAGAUACACUCGUGGUUUACCUUCCAGGUGUGCUCCUUUGCUUUUAUGUCUGCUGGAUUUUACCUCCUGUUGUUCUGUGUAG
Parus major (Great Tit) is the source of this 2989-nucleotide messenger RNA. Its product is annotated as skin secretory protein xP2-like. The transcript is spliced from 3 exons. NCBI's taxonomy places the organism in Eukaryota, Metazoa, Chordata, Aves, Passeriformes, Paridae. The record is from RefSeq and is a predicted model, not a curated record. Bases 2 to 1105 code for a protein of 367 amino acids.